GAGAGAAAGAGGGAGAAGGAAGAAGAAGAGAAGCCAUGGGAGAACCUGCCAUUGAUCUCCAUUCUUCUCACCAUUCAGAGUUCAAUUGUGAGCCCUUUGAUGGAUGGCAAGUAGAAGAGAAUGAUCAUCCUAUUGAGGAGGUGAGAAUGACUGUAGACCCAACUGAUAACCCAAACCUUCCAGUACUGACGAUUCGAACCUGGUUUCUCGGUGUGAUCUCAUGUAUGGUGCUUGCAUUUGCAAAUAUGUUCUUUGGGUAUAGAACAAACCAGCUAAGUAUUGGUUCAGUUUGUGUUCAAAUCAUCUCCCUCCCAAUUGGGAGAUUUCUUGCAAAGACUUUGCCUAAAAAGGAUGUGAAGGUCCCAUUCACCAAUUGGUCAUUCUCGCUCAACCCGGGGCCUUUUUCGAUAAAGGAACACUGUCUUAUCACUAUUUUUGCCAGUGCGGGUGCCGGAGGUUUAUAUGCCAUUCACAUUGUCACUAUAGUCAGGGCUUUUUAUCAUAGAAGUAUUCACCCGAUGGCAGCCUUCAUGUUAGCACAAACAACACAGUUGCUUGGCUAUGGUUGGGCUGGCAUUUACAGAAAGUACCUAGUGGAGUCUCCAUAUAUGUGGUGGCCUGCAAAUCUCGUCCAAGUCUCACUCUUUAAAGCACUACAUUUGAAGGAGAAAAGAAAGAAAGGAAGACUCACAAGACUUCAGUUCUUCAUCAUUACAUUCGUUGCAAGUUUUACGUACUAUAUAAUCCCAGGCUUCAUCUUUCCCACAAUUUCAAGCAUCUCUGUGCUUUGUCUGAUAUUUAAGAACUCCAUUACAAUGCAACAGAUUGGUUCUGGGCAAAAUGGACUUGGCAUAGGCUCAUUUGGCCUUGAUUGGUCUACAGUGGCCUCUUUUCUUGGUAGCCCUUUAGCCACACCUUCAACAGCUAUUUUCAACAUUAUGGUUAGCUUCUUCUUGGGAAUCUAUGUACUCGUUCCAAUUAGCUAUUGGCUAAACCUAUACAAUGCAAAGCAUUUCCCUAUCAUCUCCUCCAGUGUUUACGACAUGAACGGGAAACACUAUAAUACUACUAGAAUUAUCAAUGAUAAAACAUUCACUUUGAAUGUUCUAGAAGAAGAAAAUUAUAGCAAGAUUCAUAUGAGUAUUACAUUUGCUUUGACUUAUGGUUUGGGGUUUGCCACAUUGACAGCAUCAAUAAUGCAUGUUGCUUUACAUGAUGGAAAGGAUAUAUGGAAGCAAGUAUGGAAGGCUAAAGAAUAUGCUAAGAAGAAGGCCGAGGAUGUGCACACAAGAUUGAUGAGGAGGAACUAUGAGCCUGUGCCUCAAUGGUGGUUUCAUGUUCUUUUGGUUUUAGUUGUUGGACUCUCUAUUUUUACUUGUCUUGGAUUUGGUGGUCAACUACAACUUCCUUGGUGGGGUGUUUUGUUCGCUUGUGCCAUAGGCUUAUUCUUUACUUUACCAAUUGGAGUUAUACUGGCAACCACAAAUCAGGCACCAGGGCUUAAUAUAAUUACAGAGUAUAUAAUCGGUCUGAUAUUGCCUGGAAAACCUCUAGCCAAUGUGACAUUCAAGACAUAUGGUUAUAUAAGCAUGGCACAAGCACUGGGACUUCUUAGUGAUUUAAACCUGGGCCACUACAUGAAAAUUCCACCAAAGGCUAUGUUCAUCUCACAGCUAGCAGGAACCAUAAUAUCAUCAGCCAUCACAUUUGGAACAGCUUGGUUUCUUCUAAGCACAGUGGAGAACAUAUGUGAUGUAGAUGAGCUUCCAACUGGAAGUCCAUGGACUUGCCCAAACGAUGCAGUCUUCUACAACGCAUCCAUUAUAUGGGGACUCGUUGGCCCUGUAAGAAUGUUUGGAAAACUUGGGCUUUACUCUUCCUUAAACUAUUUCUUCAUCAUUGGCUUCUUGCUUCCUGUUCCAUUCUGGUGGCUUUCCAAAGCUUUUCCAGAGAAAAAAUGGCUGAAACACAUUCACAUUCCCCUCCUCCUCUCAGGUGCAGGUGGAAUUCCUCCUGCACACACAGUGAACUAUAUCAUGUGGGGAAUAGUUGGUGUGUUCUUCAACUAUUAUAUCUAUAAUAAGUACAAAGAAUGGUGGGCAAGGCACACUUAUGUGAUGUCAGCUGCAUUAGAUGCUGGAAUAGCCUUUAUGGGUAUACUUAUAUUCUUUGCCUUACAAUCUUAUAAUAUUAGUGGAAUAGAUUGGUGGGGAGGGGGAAGUGAUUAUUGUCCUCUUGCUAGUUGUCCUACAGCACCUGGAGUAGUAGUUAAAGGUUGUCCUAGCAUUCAAUAGUAUGAUCAAUCUUUCUGGUUAUUUAUUCUCUGUAUUUUGUUAUGGAAAUGUUGGUAAAGUUCAAAGAACAUAUCUUAACAAGGGAAGUUUAUAUGUGAAGUGCAUUUUGGUUAUUAUUGAUGUUCUUAGAAGGUAAGCAAUGUUGUAAGUUUGUGGAUAUGGUUGACUAAAGUAGAUGUUGCACAAAAGGAUUGAUGUUUGAACAUGAGUUUAUAGUUGUU
Dendrobium catenatum is the source of this 2515-nucleotide messenger RNA. RefSeq names its product oligopeptide transporter 5. Gene Ontology annotation, biological process: transmembrane transport. Gene Ontology annotation, molecular function: oligopeptide transmembrane transporter activity. The transcript is spliced from 7 exons. Lineage: Eukaryota; Viridiplantae; Streptophyta; Magnoliopsida; Asparagales; Orchidaceae. The record is from RefSeq and is a predicted model, not a curated record. The coding region runs from base 36 to 2294 and encodes 752 amino acids.